Messenger RNA from Pongo pygmaeus (Bornean orangutan), 5338 nucleotides. RefSeq names its product zinc finger protein 841 (gene ZNF841). Gene Ontology annotation, biological process: regulation of transcription by RNA polymerase II. The transcript is spliced from 7 exons. The coding region runs from base 662 to 3436 and encodes 924 amino acids. Gene Ontology annotation, molecular function: DNA-binding transcription factor activity, RNA polymerase II-specific; RNA polymerase II cis-regulatory region sequence-specific DNA binding. NCBI's taxonomy places the organism in Eukaryota, Metazoa, Chordata, Mammalia, Primates, Hominidae. The record is from RefSeq and is a predicted model, not a curated record.
CUGGGCCUCCCACCACCCUUUCGGGCCACUCCCAAGUCAGGCCCGUCUUUCCGCCCAGCCCUUUCCCAGUCGCGCCCGGCCUAGGCCCCGCCCCCAGGCCGCCCAGUUUUUCUUUCCGCGCCCAGUUUCCUGCACACCCGGAAGCAGAUCGCGCUGUGAAAAGGCCACGUCGCUAUGCCUGUGUUUCAGUCUACCUGGAUUAAACGUUUGCUUCUCUUCGUCUACCUUGAUUAAACGUGCACUUCGCAGUCCUCGGUUCUCCAUACCCGUGACCUGGGGAUCGCUACGGACCUUAAAAUACCCGCGACAGCCUCUUCGUCCCAACUUCUACUUCCUGGCCUCAAGCAGUCUUUCCACCUCAGCCUCUCAACGCACUGGAAUUACAGAUGUGAGCCAUCACACUAGGCCUACAAGAGACCAGGCUCACAUUGUUACUCAAGCUGGAGUGCUGGCAUGCAGUGGGGCGAUCAUACCUCACUGCAGUUUGAACUCCUGGGUUCAGGCAACCCUCCUACCUCAGGCUCCCAGGUAGCUAAGACUACAGGUAUGCACCACCAUACCUGGCUGAAGGGCUAAGACUACAGAUUUGACUUUUAAAGAAUUAAUUAUAUUGACUGAGAGAGAGGCCCAGGAGAGAAAGAAGAAAGAAAAGGAGCCAGGGAUGGCUCUUCCUCAGGGAUUUUUGACAUUCAGGGAUGUGGCUGUAGAAUUCUCUCAGGAGGAGUGGAAAUGCCUGGACCCUGUUCAGAAAGCUUUGUACAGGGACGUGAUGUUGGAGAACUACAGGAACCUCGGCUUCCUAGGACUCUGUCUUCCUGACCUGAAUAUUAUCUCCAUGUUGGAGCAAGGGAAAGAGCCCUGGACUGUGGUGAGCCAAGUGAAAAUAGCAAGGAACCCAAACUGUGGGGAAUGCAUGAAAGGCGUGAUCACAGGUAUCUCUCCUAAGUGUGUGAUCAAGGAAUUACCACCAAUACAGAACAGUAACACAGGAGAAAAAUUCCAAACAGUGAUGUUGGAAGGACAUGAAAGCUAUGACAUUGAAAAUUUUUACUUCAGGGAAAUCCGGAAAAAUCUACAGGACCUUGACUUUCAAUGGAAAGAUGGUGAAAUAAAUUAUAAAGAAGGGCCAAUGACCCAUAAAAACAAUCUUACUGGUAAAAGAGUUCAACAUAGUCAAGGGGACGUAGAAAACAAGCAUAUGGAAAAUCAGCUUAUAUUAAGCUUUCAGUCCGGUCUGGGUGAAUUGCAGAAAUUUCAAACUGCAGAGAAAAUUUAUGAAUGUAAUCAAAUUGAGAGGACAGUUAACAAUGGUUUUUUAGCUUCACCACUUCAAAGAAUUUUUCCUGGUGUCCAAAGCAACAUUUCUAGGAAAUAUGGGGAUGAUUUUUUGCAACUUUCGUUACCUACGCAAGAUGAGAAAACACACAUUAGGGAAAAACCUUACAUAGGUAAUGAGUGUGGCAAAGCAUUUAGAAUGUCUUCAAGUCUUAUUAAUCAUCAGAUGAUACAUACUACAGAGAAACCUUACAGAUGCAAUGAGUCUGGCAAAGCCUUUCAUCAGGGCUCACUACUAACAGUACAUCAGAUAGUCCAUACAAGAGGGAAACCAUAUCAAUGUGAUGUAUGUGGCAAGAUCUUCAGACAAAAUUCAGAUCUUGUAAAUCACUGGAGAAGUCACACUGGAGACAAACCCUACAUAUGUAAUGAAUGUGGCAAGUCCUUUAGUAAAAGUUCCCACCUUGCAGUUCAUCAGAGAAUUCAUACUGGAGAGAAACCUUACAAAUGUAAUCGAUGUGGGAAGUGCUUUAGUCAAAGUUCGUCUCUUGCAACUCAUCAGACAGUUCAUACUGGAGACAAACCCUACAAAUGUAACGAAUGUGGCAAAACCUUUAAACGGAACUCAAGCCUCACUGCACAUCAUAUAAUCCAUGCAGGAAAGAAACCAUAUACAUGUGAUGUGUGUGGCAAGGUCUUUUAUCAAAAUUCACAACUUGUAAGGCACCAGAUAAUUCAUACUGGAGAGACACCUUACAAAUGUAAUGAAUGUGGCAAGGUCUUCUUUCAACGUUCACGUCUUGCCGGGCAUCGGAGAAUUCAUACUGGAGAGAAACCCUACAAAUGUAAUGAAUGUGACAAGGUCUUCAGUCAACAUUCACAUCUUGCAGUGCAUCAGAGAGUUCAUACUGGAGAGAAACCUUACAAAUGUAACGAAUGUGGCAAAGCCUUUAAUUGGGGCUCAUUACUGACUGUACAUCAGAGAAUUCAUACCGGAGAGAAACCUUACAAAUGUAAUGUGUGUGGCAAGGUCUUUAAUUACGGUGGAUACCUUUCAGUUCAUAUGAGAUGUCAUACUGGAGAAAAACCUCUCCAUUGUAAUAAAUGUGGCAUGGUCUUCACUUACUAUUCAUGCCUAGCACGUCAUCAAAGAAUGCAUACCGGAGAGAAACCUUACAAAUGUAAUGUGUGUGGCAAGGUCUUCAUUGACAGUGGAAACCUUUCAAUUCAUAGGCGAAGUCAUACCGGAGAGAAACCUUUCCAGUGUAACGAAUGUGGCAAGGUCUUCAGUUACUACUCAUGCCUAGCACGUCAUCGGAAAAUUCAUACCGGAGAGAAACCUUACAAAUGUAAUGAUUGUGGCAAAGCCUAUUCUCAGCGUUCAAGCCUCACUAAACAUCUGGUAAUUCAUACUGGAGAGAACCCUUACCACUGUAAUGAGUUUGGUGAGGCUUUUAUCCAAAGUUCAAAACUUGCAAGAUAUCACAGAAAUCCUACUGGGGAGAAACCACACAAAUGUAGUGAAUGUGGUAGAACUUUUAGUCAUAAAACAAGUCUGGUGUACCAUCAGAGAAGACAUACUGGAGAGAUGCCAUACAAAUGUAUUGAAUGUGGGAAAGUCUUUAACUCCACUACAACCCUUGCAAGGCAUCGGAGAAUUCAUACUGGAGAGAAACCUUACAAAUGUAAUGAAUGUGGCAAGGUCUUCCGUUAUCGCUCAGGCCUCGCACGUCAUUGGAGUAUUCAUACUGGAGAGAAACCUUACCAAUGUAAUGAGUGUGGCAAAGCCUUUAGAGUACGUUCAAUUCUGCUUAAUCAUCAGAUGAUGCAUACUGGAGAGAAACCUUAUAAAUGUAAUGAAUGUGGUAAAGCUUUUAUCGAAAGGUCAAACUUGGUUUACCAUCAGAGAAACCACACUGGAGAGAAGCCAUACAAAUGUAUGGAAUGUGGCAAGGCGUUUGGGCGGCGGUCUUGCCUCACUAAACACCAACGAAUUCAUUCUAGUGAAAAACCUUAUAAAUGUAAUGAGUGUGGCAAAUCUUACAUUAGUCGCUCAGGCCUCACUAAACAUCAGAUAAAACAUACUGGAGAAAACCUUACAACUAAACUCAAUGUGGAAAGGCCGUUAGACAUUGUCCUAACUUCUGAGAUCCCCAAAUAAUUUAUACUUACUGAUAUAGCUGUAUAUUUGUCCUUUCCCUUUGAAGUCUCAUGUGGAAUUGUAAUCUCCAGUAUUGGAGGUGGGGCCUAGUGGGAGCUGAUUGGAUGAUGGGGGUGGAUUUCUCAAGAAAGGUUUAGUACCAUCCCCUUGUUGCUGACCUUGUGAUAGUUCUCAUGAGGUCUGGCUCAUGCCUGUAAUCCCAGCACUUUGAGAGGCUGAGGUGGGCAGAUCACUGGAGGUCAGGAGUUCAAGAGCAGCGUGGCCAACAUGGUGAAACCUAAAAUACAAAAAAUUAGCUGGGCUUCAUGGCGAGUACUGGUAGUACCAGCUACUCGAGAGGCUGAGUCAGUAGAAUUGCCUGAACCCUGGAGGCGGAGGUUGCAGUGAGCCGAGAUCGCGCCACUGCACUCUAGCCUGGGUGACAGAGUGAGACUCUGUUAUACACACACACGCACACACGAAAGUGAAUGGCAACUCCCUCUUGUUUGUUCUCCUUCUGGCCAUGUGACAUGCCCACUCCCCCUUCACCUCCCACCAUCAUUUUAACCUUCCUGAGGUUUCCCGAGAGGGUGAACAGAUGCCAGCGCCAUGUUUCCUAUAAAGCCUGCAAAAUUGUGAGUCAAUUAAACCUCUUUAUACAUUACCUAGCCUCAGGUAUUUCUGUCUAGCAAUGCAAUUAUGGCCUAAUAUAUUUACACAUGAAGUUAAUACAGCUAAGUUUUAAGCAAGUGUUCACUAGGCAUAAGAAUAUACACCGUGGAGAGAAAUCACAGAAGUGUAGUAUAUGUGGCAAGAAUACUACUUAAAGGUCAAAACUUGUGGGUCUAUAACUCAAAGUGCAGAUAUGCUUUACAAAUGAAAUGAGUGUGGCAAAAGCUUCACCAGAGUUCAGUCACUACUUGACUUGAGAGUUUAUAUUGGAAAGAAAUCAUAUAAAUGUAUGUGCUAGAGGCUUCCCCGAGGUAUCUGAACUCACUGGACAUCAGAAUAUACAUCUUUGACAAAUGUAAUGUGUGUGCUAAGACUUUUUACCCGAACAUCAAAAUGGAAACAUCAGAGUAUUCAUACUGGAGAACAGCCUUACAAAUGUAACGAAUGUGGUAAGCCUUUUUAAAAAUCAAAUGGGCCGGGUGUGGUGGCUCACACCUGUAAUCCCAGCACUUUGGGAGGCCGAGGUGGGUGGAUCCCCUGAUGUCAGGAGUUUGAGACCAGCCUGGCCAGCAUGGUGAAACCCCAUCUCUACUAAAAAAUACAAAAAUUAGCUGGGCGUAGUGGUGGGCACCUGUGAUCCCACUACUUGGGAGGCUGAGGCAGAAGAAUCACUUGAAUCUGGGAGGUGGAGGUUGCUGUAAGCCGAGAUUGUGCCAUUGUACUCCAGCCUGGGUGACAAGAGUGAGACUCUGUCUCAAAAAAAAUAAAAAAAUCAAAUGUUCAUGUUUUUCGAGUUUGAGAGAAUUUAUACAGGAGCAAAGUCAUAUUAGUGUGCUUAACAUGGAAGGACUUUUAAUCAGUAGUGUGUCUUCAGGCUUUACCAAGUUAUUCAUACUGGAUAGAAACCUUGCAAAUGUAAUUAACGUGGUGAAAUUUUAAACCAUUUCUCGGCCAGGCACGGUGGCUCACGCCUGUAAUCCCAGCACUUUGGGAGGCCGAGGCAGGCGGAUCACGAGGUCAGGAGAUCGAGACCAUCCUGGCUAACAUGGUGAAACCCCAUCUCUACUAAAAAUACAAAUAAUUAGCCAGGCGUGGUGGCACGUGCCUGUAGUCCCAGCUACUCAGGAGGCUGAGGCAUGAGAAUUGUUUGAACCCGGGAGGCUGAGCUUGCAGUGAGCCCAGAUUGCACCACUGCACUCCAGCCUGGGCGACAGAGCGAGACUCCGUCUCAAAAAAAAAAAAAAAAAAUAA